Molecule: messenger RNA, 672 nt
Organism: Phycodurus eques (leafy seadragon)
Lineage: Eukaryota; Metazoa; Chordata; Actinopteri; Syngnathiformes; Syngnathidae
Product: glial cell line-derived neurotrophic factor-like
Exons: 2
Coding region: 1-672 (223 amino acids)
Biological process (GO): negative regulation of neuron apoptotic process; positive regulation of branching involved in ureteric bud morphogenesis; peripheral nervous system development
Molecular function (GO): glial cell-derived neurotrophic factor receptor binding; growth factor activity; receptor tyrosine kinase binding
Source: RefSeq, a predicted model, not a curated record
AUGACGCUAUGGCAUAGCCUGACCACUUGUUUGAUCGUGCUGGGAGCUGUGCGCGCCCGCCCGGGGCCCCCGGGGGUGCUCGUCUCAGGAGAGGAGAGGCCCCUGCGCAGCCCUCCGCUCCGGAUCCGCCUGUCAGUCACCUCGCAGGAGGAUGCGGACGACCCGGGAGACGCAUACAUCAUGGAGGAGCGCAUCCUGGCCGACUUCGAUCAGGCGGUGGAUUUGAUCAAGAUGACCGUCAGCAGAAUACCAGGUUCGCCCAGCGAGUCCGAGCGGAACCGCAGCAACAAGUCUCGCCCCAGGCGCGAGAGGACGACCGGGUCGAGCCAGAGGAGGGGCCCGGGCGCGAGGGAACGGAAGGCGGGCGGCGGGCGAGCUUCGGGCUGCGCGCUCCGGCAGGUCCGGCUCAACGUGACCGACCUGGGUCUGGGCUACCUCUCGGGUGAGGAGAUGAUCUUCAGGUACUGCGCGGGACCCUGCAGGAAGUCGGAGACAAACUACGAUAAGAUCCUCCGGCACCUGGCCCGACGCAGUAGGCUGCCCGCCAAGGAUGCGCCGCCGCAGCCGUGUUGCCGCCCGGUGGCGUUUGACGACAACUUGUCCUUUCUGGACGAUAACCUGAUCUACCAUACGCUCAGGAAGCACUCGGCCAGGAAGUGUGCUUGCGUGUGA